Messenger RNA from Cyprinodon variegatus (sheepshead minnow), 4269 nucleotides. It is a transcript of the gene crtac1b, whose product is annotated as cartilage acidic protein 1. The record is from RefSeq and is a predicted model, not a curated record. Gene Ontology annotation, biological process: axonal fasciculation. Gene Ontology annotation, molecular function: calcium ion binding. The transcript is spliced from 15 exons. The coding region runs from base 104 to 2032 and encodes 642 amino acids. Lineage: Eukaryota; Metazoa; Chordata; Actinopteri; Cyprinodontiformes; Cyprinodontidae.
CUUUGAUAUCCGCGGAAUCAACAGCUCCAAUUAGCCGAGCCAUACACUCUGGGUUUGCGUUUAAACGCGUCGUCCUCUGGCUGCCAGUCGCUGCAGGAUUUCUAUGGAGUUUUCGGAGCGCCUCUCUGCAGCUGUGAGGAUGUUGCUGUGCCUGCUUCUCUUCCUGCCUGCCCACUCCACGGCUCAGCGAUCAGAGCCCAUGUUCGCUGCGAUAACCAAGACGGCUCUCCGUCCGGACUAUGAAAACAACCCCAGCCAGCUCAACUAUGGUAUGGCUGUCACUGACGUUGAUGGGGACGGAGACCUGGAGAUAUUUGUAGCUGGAUACAAUGGUCCGAACCUGGUGCUGAAGUACGACAAACAGAGGAAAGGACUCAUCAACAUCGCCAUUGAUGACCAGAAUUCCCCAUUCUAUGCCCUGAGGGACCGUCAAGGCAAUGCCAUUGGAGUGACAGCAUGUGACAUUGAUGGAGAUGGACGGGAAGAGAUUUAUGUCCUUAACACCAACAACGCUUUCUCUGGUCGGGCAACAUAUUCCGACAAGCUGUUCAAAUUUCGCAAUGGUCGCUUUGAGGACCUACUGAAUGACGAUAUAAAUGAACACCGAGAUGUGGCCAACCCCAUGGCUGGGCGCUCUGUGGCCUGUGUGGACAGAAAGGGUACAGGGCGCUAUGCCAUCUACAUUGCCAACUAUGCCAGUGGAAAUGUAGGCCCUCACGCUCUGAUAGAGAUGGACGAGGCAGCCAGUGACCUUUCACAGGGAGUUGUUGCCCUCUCCAAUGUUGCAGAACAAGCUGGAGUUAACAAACUUAUUGGGGGAAGAGGUGUCGUUGUUGGGCCAAUUGUUAGUCAAACUCUAUCGGAUAUCUUCUGUGACAAUGAGUAUGGAUCCAACUUCCUGUUUAGGAAUAAUGGUGACGGGACUUUUACUGAUGUUGCACAGCAGGCUGGAGUGGAGGACCCUAUGCAGCAUGGCAGAGGGGUGGCGUUGGCAGACUUCAACCGUGAUGGCAGGACUGACAUUGUCUAUGGGAACUGGAAUGGACCUCAUCGCUUGUACAUACAGCUGAAUAACCGCAAACAAAAAUUUAAGGACAUUGCCUCCCAGAAGUUUUCCAUGCCAUCUCCGGUUCGGACUGUUAUCGCUGCAGACUUUGAUAAUGACAAUGAGUUGGAGGUCUUCUUUAAUAACAUCGCCUACAGAGAACCUUCAGCCAACAGACUUUUUAGGGUGAGCAGGAGAGAACACGGUGACCCCCAGAUAGAAGAAUUGAACAUUGGGGAGGCUGCAGAACCUGAUGGACGUGGAACUGGAGCCAUUGCCACGGACUUUGAUGGGGAUGGCCGUCUGGAACUGGUGGUGUCUCAUGGUGAGAGUGCAGCACAGCCACUUUCUGUCUAUAAAGUCAACCAGGGCCUAACUAACUCAUGGCUCCGGGUCAUUCCCCGGACCAAGUUUGGAGCUUUUGCCAGAGGAGCUAAAGUGGUUGUCUACACAAAGAAAAGCGGCCCACACACACGGAUUAUUGAUGGCGGUUCGGGAUACCUUUGUGAGAUGGAACCUGUCGCCCACUUUGGCCUUGGUAGGGAUGUUGCCACAAAUGUUGAAGUGUACUGGCCAGAUGGACGCUCAAUAGCACGUCCUCUGGAGCCUUCAGAAAUCAACUCAGUGCUGGAGAUCCCGUACCCAAGAGAUGAAGAGGAGGUUACUCCUACUGUGGAAAUAGAGUGUGGUCACGGGUUUGCUCUAAAUGAGUACGGCCGCUGCACAGAUAAAGAUGAAUGCACCCAGUUCCCCUCUGUGUGCCCCUCUGACCGCCCCGUCUGCACUAAUACCUUUGGCAGCUAUAAAUGCCGUGCCAAGAAGAGAUGCAACCAGGGCUUUGAGCCCAAUGACGACGGGUCAGCCUGUGUGGCCCAGGUGGCUUACUUUGGAAGGACAAGCUCUUCUGGGGAAUGCAAUGCUUUCCAUAUGCUCACUCUCACUCUGCUACUUCUAAUCUCCGCUCAUCUGCAGAUAGAACUGCUGUAGCUUUGCUCUUUCCUCCUUUUUUGCUGCUGAAAGGAGAUGUACAGAAACUGUGUGCAAACUUUUCACUGAAAAAUAUCCUCUUCUUCUCUUUGAAGCCCUGGUUUCUUUUCUUCAUCGGUUGCUGUAUAUAGAGCUUUGCAUCAUGUCACCACUGCUGUAUUUUACCCUGUGUCUCCAAGCCUCCUGCAGGAGCUUUCCUGUGAACUGCAGAUUUUAGAACUGUCACCUGUGAAACCCUAGUUUUAUUUUCUGGCAUUAAAAAUGUGACCUGAACCGAGUCCAUAAAGGAAGGUUUAGCUUAGUUCCAGAUCAUACGGAGCAUAUGUUCUUUAGAGAUGUGCUGACAUCCUAUCUUUUUUUUUUUGUCAUACCAGGACUAAAAUCCUCACAUAUUAUUGCUAAAAUCUUAGUUUUGUGUUGAAUGAAAAUCUUAUGUGCAAAAAGCUUUAGGAUGUGUAUAUAUUUAUGUUUGUGUGGGCGAUGUGUGCCUGAUUCAGCACAGUCCAAGGAAGUGUUCAGGUGCAGAAACAUACGCCGGACCAUCUGUCCCAGAUGGCAGGGCACAUUUGUUUUUUUUUGUUUUUUUAUUAUUUUUAACAAGUAAAUGGUACAUAAAAAUCCAGAGAAAUAUGAAAUCAAGGCUGUAAGCUACUGAGAACACAUGUAAGAUGCCACCUUACAUUUUAGAAGCUUUAGCAGCAAGAGUAUUACUAGAAUUUUUAAACAACUAGCAUCAACAUGUUAAUCAUGGUAAGAUCUCCCAUUGGAUUAUUAAAUGUGAAAAUAAAUAUUUUAAGGGAUGUUGCUUUUCCUUUCUGUUAUUACGUAUUAUCAGACAAAGUGCAAGUUUUCAUUAUUCCUUUUUGUUUUGUGCCCCUACUGUAAAUCAUUUAUUGGAAUAAAACUUCAUUUUUUUUACUAGAAAAAGAGGGAGUUAUUAUACAAGUAAAAUUCUUUAUCAUUAUGAAAAUAUGUAUAACCGCAAAAGUCUUGGAAUCAUAUUUUCUCAAUUAAAAAAACAAAACUUUUACUUUAGCUGAAAAAAUAUGUCCAAAAAUAGCACUUAUGAAGUUGCUGACAACAUCUUGACUGAUAGCUUGAGACUUCCUUAUUAUCUCUUUUUAUUUUUGCAGGAAGCAUGAGUUCAUGCAUGCACUUUAAGGUAAAAAAAAUAUAUAUUUCUACCUGAAAUUCGAUCCCCCUGUCAUUUUUAAGGUACUAUUUGCAAGUAUUCCUCAUGCUGUUGUAGUUGGAAAACCUCUUUACUGUCAAGUUCAGUUUAAGACGACCCCAAAUGUCCAGGUUGAUACUUAAGCUUGAUCUUUAUGUAGCUUUUUAAAUGAAUAAAAAUGGUACCAUUGUGCAUUUUUCUGUAAGGAGACUAAACUGAACUUUUUUCCACAGAUGAAAUUAUUAUUCCACCAGCUUGUCAUUUUUAAAGAAGCUUAACCAAAAGUAAUCAGCUGCGCCCAUCAUAGUGUUACAGUAGGUCUUAACAUGUAAUCAUAUCAGCUAACUUCUUUAUUUAGUCUAGCUGAGAUUUUUUUCCUGAAAAAAACUCACAAGGCAGCACCUUUUGAAAAACCAAUAAACUUAAUUUAAUAAUAAUGCAAUAAAAAUCACUUACUGUGGAUCUUUGUUCGAUCCAUUUUCACAUUGGUGGUUUUCUCUCUGUGGUUGCCAAAGAGUCUGUGGAUACUUUAUGAGGGUUCAGAAGACCAUGUCUACUUAAGUCAAAUAUUUUAAUGUUUUCACUGAAAUAUUUCUUGGACACUGUACUGGAGGUUGCUGCUAAAAUGAAACUUUAGAGUCGGGAAAGAAGGAAACUUUUUUUUCCUUUGUUUUUUUUCACUCCGGAUGGACUCACCACUUUCCUAACCAUUAAAUGUGAAUUUUAAACUUCCAUUUAACAAGAUGGCACAGCCAAAUGUUUUGGAUGAACACAGCUAAAUAUGUUCCAACUUUACUGCUUAAAACCAUGAUACCUAAUGUGGUGUUUUGAUUCCAAUCUACUAAUUUACCUUUUGAAUGUUUUGAAAUUGUUUGCUUGUUGAGACUUAGCUGAAGCUGACAAAUGCAACAGAUGUAAUAAUGCUGAAAAUGACACUAUCCUAAUUGUAAUAUGUUGUCAUGUAAAACAUAAUUAAAUGUGUACAGGAUUUCUGUGUCCGAUGAGACUGAGCACAAAUAGAACAAAACCAAUAAAUGUAAACAUUUUUCAACAAAUAUGCAUACAG